UACCGGUCAGGAGGAUACAUAGCAAUUAGAUUCAUAGCUCCUCACACAACGCAAUGGCAUUAAGCGUUUGUCAAAGCUCUGACAUGUUUUAACUGAUAAUUCGACUGCUUUACAGUUUGUGUAUUCCACGCAGGGGAAACGUCACUCGUGGUGUGCGCCACGUCAAGAAAGCAACCCUGACCGCUCACCAGAAAGGAAAGAAAGGCUGAAUGGCUGAGCCAGAGCUCCUGCUGGACUCCAACAUCCGACUCUGGGUGGUGUUGCCCAUUGUCUUCAUCACCUUUCUUGUCGGGGUCAUACGUCACUAUGUGUCCAUUCUUCUUCAAAGUGACAAGAAGUUGACUUUAGAGCAGGUGUCAGACAGCCAGGUCCUCAUUCGGAGCAGAAUCCUCAGAGAAAAUGGAAAAUACAUUCCUAAACAAUCCUUCUUAAUGAGGAAGUUCUACUUCAAUAAUCAAGAGGAUGGAUUCUUCAAGAAAACAAAAAGAAAGGUCGUUCCGCCCUCGCCAAUGACUGAUCCGAGCAUGCUGACAGACAUGAUGAAAGGAAACGUGACCAACGUGCUUCCCAUGAUCUUGAUCGGAGGCUGGAUCAACUGGACCUUUUCGGGAUUUGUAACAACUAAGGUCCCUUUCCCUCUCACUCUGCGCUUCAAACCCAUGCUGCAACAAGGAAUAGAACUGCUGUCACUGGAUGCUUCCUGGGUUAGUUCAGCAUCAUGGUACUUCCUGAAUGUCUUUGGACUGCGAAGCAUGUACUCGUUAAUCCUUGGCCAGGACAAUGGUGCAGAUCAGUCAAGGAUCAUGCAGGAGCAGAUGAGUGGGGCUGCCAUGGCCAUGCCUGCAGACACAAAUAAAGCUUUCAAGGCGGAGUGGGAGGCCCUGGAACUGACUGACCAUCAGUGGGCACUGGAGAGUGUGGAGGAGGAUCUCAUGAGUAUGGAGCUGGACUUUGACAGCAUGUUUAGCAAGGAGCUGCCCACUGGUAUCUUUUGAGGCCCUAAUAGUUUCUCCUGCUAGGGGGGUUUAAAUGCAGGGAUUCCCCCCC
This is a messenger RNA of Phyllopteryx taeniolatus (common seadragon), 1047 nucleotides long. RefSeq names its product ER membrane protein complex subunit 3 (gene emc3). The record is from RefSeq and is a predicted model, not a curated record. Lineage: Eukaryota; Metazoa; Chordata; Actinopteri; Syngnathiformes; Syngnathidae. Gene Ontology annotation, biological process: protein folding in endoplasmic reticulum. Gene Ontology annotation, cellular component: membrane; EMC complex. The transcript has 9 exons. The coding region runs from base 210 to 995 and encodes 261 amino acids.